This is a messenger RNA of Synchiropus splendidus (mandarinfish), 2752 nucleotides long. It is a transcript of the gene cratb, whose product is annotated as carnitine O-acetyltransferase b. Gene Ontology annotation, biological process: carnitine metabolic process, CoA-linked. Bases 332 to 2173 code for a protein of 613 amino acids. The transcript is spliced from 15 exons. Gene Ontology annotation, cellular component: peroxisome. Lineage: Eukaryota; Metazoa; Chordata; Actinopteri; Syngnathiformes; Callionymidae. The record is from RefSeq and is a predicted model, not a curated record. Gene Ontology annotation, molecular function: carnitine O-acetyltransferase activity.
GGACGCUGUUUACGGAAACGCCUUUACGUCAACACGUGUGCGAACUUGCAGCACUUCUUCUGUGUGUUGGCUUCCACAGAGACACACCUCUGACUCCCGUGAGCAUAGUAAGGGCAUUUAAAAGUUUCUCUUUUCCACUUAUUCUUUCCUCCACUGGGCUCCAGGGAGCGAUGACGGGACUUGGCUGCCGUCUCGAAGAGGAACUCGUCGGAGGGCUGAGCUUCGUGUUGUGACAAGACGACUUAGGUGUCAAGAACUGUGUUUUCAUCGAUGUACCUACUGCACGAGCCUGGCCCCAAUACGCAGGAUUGUGUCCGCGACUCGGAGAAAGAUGCUUGUGAGGAACGUGUGCAAGAGUUGGCUUUUCCGGGUGGCGCUGAAACCAGAGCCAUGUUUCUAUUCCUCGGUGCCGUCCCAGCCGGUUCCCCCUCUGGUCCAGACCUUGCAGGGCUACUUGAGGAGUCUGGAGCCCCUGCUGCCCCCCGAUGAGCUUCGACACACCCGAAAGAUGGUCCAGGAGUUUGCUCGGCCGGGAGGUCUAGGGCAGCAGCUCCAGGACCGACUGGAGCAGAGAGCCAGGACCAACAGGAACUGGAUCACUGACUGGUGGGUCCAGUGGGCUUACCUGGAGAGUCGCCAGCCCCUCGCGGUGCACUCCAACCCGGCCAUCUCCCUGCCCAGGCGUGACUACAACGACUGGAGGUCGCAGCUGAUGUUUGCCUCCAAACUUAUCGCUGCAGUUCUGGAUUUCAAGGCCAAAAUAAACACAGGUCAGCUGCCAGUGGAGUACAUGCGAGGGAAACCUCUCUGCAUGGACCUGUAUCCUCGCCUCUUUUCCUCCUGCAGAAUCCCAGGUCCCAAACACGACUACAUUGCCCACCAUGGCCGCGCCAGACGGUCGCCCACUCACAUCACCGUGGUCAGGAACUACCAGUUCUUCCAGCUGGAGGUUUACAACAGUGACGGUUCUCGGAUGACUGAGAGUCAGAUCCACGGUCAACUGCUGCGGAUCAGGUCUCAGUCCUGGAAGACCGACAAAGAGCCGAUGGGCAUUCUGACGAGUGAGCACCGCCACACGUGGGGUGAAGCCUACGACCGCUUGCUGACAGAUAAACUCAACAAGGAGUCUGUGCGAGCCAUCGAGACCGGACUUUUCUCCUUGUGUUUGGACUCUCCAGUCAUGCGGAUUUCAGAUGAGAAGUAUGCUAGUAGAAAGGCUGCCCAGAUUCUGCACGGGGGCGGGACCUUCUCCAACAGCGGGAACCGCUGGUUUGACAAAACCCUUCAGUUUGUCGUUGGUGAGGACGGCUCGUGGGGUCUUCUGUACGAACAGGCCACAGCUGAAGGUCCGCCCAUUGCAACACUGUUGGACCACAUUCUGAAGUACUGUGAGAAACCAGACCCGAAGCGAGCCCCACUGGUUCCCCUUCCGAUGCCCAAGAAGCUUUACUUCCAUAUUGACCGUGAAAUUAAAAGAGACAUCGAACAUGCCAAGCAGAACCUCGACAUAUUGAUCAAUGAUCUGGAUGUGAAUGUUUUCAACUUCAAAACCUUUGGCAAAGAGCUUCCCAAGCAGCACAAGUUGAGUCCAAACUCCUUCAUCCAGGUCGCCCUGCAGCUGGCCUACUACAGAGUUCACAAUGAGGUUUGUCCAUCCUGUGACAUCGCAUCACAGCGGAUGUUCAAAGGAGGGAGGACGGAGUUCAUCCGCUCACCCACUAAUCAGACCCUCAAAUUUAUUCUUGCCUUCGAUGAUCCGUCUAUCUCGCGUGAAGCCAAACUUGACCUUUUCAGAGAGGCGACUGACGCGUACUCUGCUCUGACUGAUCAGGCACUCCGAGGACAUGGCAUCGACCGACACUUGCUGGGCCUGAAGCUCCAGGCCAUCCAAGAAGGUCGAAGUGUUCCCAAAAUCUUCAUGGACACCGCCUAUGGUCUGGCAACACACUGGAAGCUCCGCACCGGACAGGUUCCAGCAAACACAGACAGUGUGAUGUGUUUCGGGCCCCUAGUUCCAGACGGCUACGCUGUGUGUUACAACCCUCAGGAGAAUCACGUCCACUUUUCCAUCACCGCCUUCAACUGCUGUGAGGAGACCAACGCAGAAACGCUCGCCGUCACUCUGAAGGAGACGUUGUGUCACCUUCAGGAGCUGCUGCAGCCGCCUGUCUAGUCAUGAAACUGUUGCUUAUGUUUGUCGUGGCCACGUCCAAUUGCUUCACUGGAGCAGCUUGAUUCAAGUGUGGCUGAGGAACCAAGAGUUUUAGUUGUCAAUGAAAUUGUACUAAUGCUGACACUCCCGCUUGGAUUUAAUUGUUGGUGCUUCCUUUGGCUGCUUGAAUGUCAUGAGAUGACCCUCUUCACAAAGUGAACUCAAUCAUAACUUGCACUUAUCUGCCCCUUUGGAAAGCAAUAGCAAUGUAAAUGUUUAAUUCUGUGGUUAGCCAAUGUUUAUUUUGAAAUGAGGUCUGUGUCUGUUAAGGACCAAACCAUCUGGUGGUGGUGCUGUGGUGGAAGAAAUGUUGUUACAAUUGGUAUGUUGUUCAACAGUCUAGCAUGGGUUUGUUCACCUGCAGCACUGCUGAAUAAAGUAUUUGUUCAAAAGAUCAGGAUCAGCUGCCAUUUCUCCCUGGCAAAACAAUCUCACUGACAAGUCUUUUCUGCCACUCAUUGAAAACCAAUUCUUCAUUCUUUCAAAAUUGUUGGUUUUACAUGUCAUGUUUAUGAUUUACAGUUUCAUUGUGGUUUAAAA